Molecule: messenger RNA, 625 nt
Organism: Uloborus diversus
Lineage: Eukaryota; Metazoa; Arthropoda; Arachnida; Araneae; Uloboridae
Gene: spt4
Product: transcription elongation factor SPT4-like
Exons: 4
Coding region: 182-532 (116 amino acids)
Biological process (GO): mRNA processing; chromatin organization; positive regulation of DNA-templated transcription, elongation
Cellular component (GO): nucleus; DSIF complex
Molecular function (GO): RNA polymerase II complex binding; zinc ion binding
Source: RefSeq, a predicted model, not a curated record
ACUUGUUGCUAUUAUGCUAUUUAGUGCAGUUUAGUGUUUACUGCAACAGCUAUAUUGCAUUUGAGGAAGUCGGUUUUAUUUUUUGAAUAUUGAAGAAAACUUUAAAAUAGUUUGAGGUCUUCACGUUUCCCCUAUUUUUUUCGGGUUUUCAAGAAAAACAAACUUUUUGUGAUAUUCUAACAUGUCUUUAGAGAGCGUCCCAAAAGAUCUUCGCAAUCUUCGUGCCUGCUUACUAUGUUCCAUGAUUAAGUCUACAGAUCAAUUUGAAUUUGAUGGAUGUGAUAACUGUGAAGAAUAUUUAAAUUUGAAGAAUAAUAGAGAUUUAGUUUAUGACUGUACAAGCUCAAACUUUGACGGGAUGAUCGCUUUGAUGGGAGGAGAAGACAGUUGGGUGGCUAAAUGGCAGAGAAUCAGUCGCAACGCCAAGGGUAUCUACGCCAUCUCCAUCUGUGGUCGUCUGCCUGCCAGCAUCGUCCGAGAGCUCAAGAGCAGGGGAAUCACCUACAGAUCCCGUGACACUAGCACCAUGUGAGGCAAGGACGAGAAAAUCAUCCUGUUUGUUUGUUUGUGUGUAUGCUGCGAAAUGUGAUUUUAAAAUUAUCUUGCUAGUAAAGUUUCUUCGAAA